Molecule: messenger RNA, 1353 nt
Organism: Peronospora farinosa
Lineage: Eukaryota; Oomycota; Peronosporomycetes; Peronosporales; Peronosporaceae
Source: the annotation of a GenBank genome assembly
AUGGUUACUCUAGGAGCACGGUGCGAGCUCCUGUCCUCUAGUUCCACUGAAAGCUUACGCGCCAGCAUCAAGCGGUAUGGUGAGAUUGCAUACAUUGGUCCAAUAGAUGGUCUUGUGGGAGAUGGAUGGAUAGGUGUGAGGCUGGAUAAACCACUGGGUAAAGGUGAUGGAUCGUUCCAAGGCAAAUGUUUUUUCGAGUGUAAACCAUUACAUGGCGCUAUUGUGCGACCAGAGAGAGUUAAUGUGGAAGGUGAAUUUCCUAUACUUACGACACAUGAAGAUAGUUUGGCACAUGCGCUGGAAGAGCGAAGAAAGGAGAAGAAGGUGGCGAGAGGCAAUGGUAUCAGUGCUGGUGCUGCCUCGAAGCUGCAUCGGGAGCUGACGACUGAUGAGCUGGCAACGACGUUUUGGGAAAAGUUUACACAGCAGGAAGAUUAUGUGCGUAAACAGGUAGGACUGUUUUGCGAGCAGAAGAAGCAGCCGCUGCCUUGUGAACCUGCCAAAGAGGUUAAGUUGGAUACACUGCUGCUCGAAGUGAGCGUCAUAAGAGAUACUGCUGCUACGGCAGCAUCAUUGUAUUUGUCGCCGUAUGAUACUCGCCAUACGCAAUUGAUCCUAUCCAAGCUGCUGGAACUCAUUGAUACCACUCGUACGACAUUUGCUCCAAGGAAAAAGUUUACGUUUCGAGCUCGAGCGGCGAAAAGCGUGAAAGUAAAAGAGCAGAACGAACCCAAGCAAGAUGAUUUAUCCGAAUCGACUGAUUCUCGUGGCAAACAGAAGCUUUUGUCGACAACACAGAAAAUGAUGGAGUUUGAUGAACUCGUGCACGCCAACAAACAGAACGAAGUGAUUAUUAUUGACAGCAGCAGCUUUACUGACGCAAAUGACAAGCGUCGCGACCUGAACUUCUCUCAUCUGACGAACUGCGUUGUGUUCGUAUGCGUGGAGACAUCUGCAAUUCGUGGUGAUGCACUGAAAGACUGUGUCUUCUUCACUGGAGCGAUCUUCGGAAGCUUGUGGCUUGAGCACUGUGACGGUUGCGAGUUUAUCGUUGCUUGCCGCCAGCUGCGCGUGCACUCGAGCACUGCCACGACCUUCCACCUACGCAUUUCGAGUCACCCUAUUAUUGAGGACUGUCAGCUAAUGCAGUUUGGGCCUUAUCGCUUGCAGUUCGACGGACUAAAGGCACAACUUGAGCGCUUGGGAUUGCAAAUGGAUCCAGGACUCUGGGCAAAAGUAAAGGACUUCAAGUGGCAUAAAGCACAGCAGUCUCCAAACUGGAGCAUUUGCGAUCCGAAACAGCCACUGCCAAACAUUCCCGCAGAGCUGGAGGACCUGGUCUCGUACGACUAG